This is a messenger RNA of Durio zibethinus, 2373 nucleotides long. Its product is annotated as heat stress transcription factor A-1b-like. The record is from RefSeq and is a predicted model, not a curated record. Gene Ontology annotation, biological process: regulation of transcription by RNA polymerase II; cellular response to heat. Gene Ontology annotation, cellular component: nucleus. Lineage: Eukaryota; Viridiplantae; Streptophyta; Magnoliopsida; Malvales; Malvaceae. Gene Ontology annotation, molecular function: DNA-binding transcription factor activity; RNA polymerase II cis-regulatory region sequence-specific DNA binding.
CUCCGUUGACAUUUGUUUAAGAUUAAUUAGUGGUUGCCAAACAAUUCGUACAUAUGGUUUUACAGACCGCUACGUGUUCUUUCCCUUCCCUUCUCUUCUUUUCUUUAUUUUCUUUUCCAUCCAACCAAUCAAGUCAAAAGCACCCUAAAACCCUUCUCUUCUCUUUAACUCUCUCUCUGCCGCCAAACUCACUACUACUCUCCCAUUUCGUUCGCUAGUGUACCGUACAAUUGCCCUUUUUUCUUCUCUUCCUCUUUGUCUAGAAAAUCUAGCUCUUCCUUCAUUUACUCCCAUGGCAAAUCCCCUCACUAUCUGAUCUUAAGACCGAUAUUUUCGAAUACCCUUUUUUCUCCUUUUUCUUAGUAAUUUUUAUUAAUAAAAGCCAAAUGAAUUCUCUUCAUGAUUCAAUAUCAGCAGCGAACGCUGCCGCCGCAGCCAACGGCAACACGGUGCCGCCGUUUCUGAGCAAAACUUACGACAUGGUGGAUGAUCCAUCGACCAACUCGGUGGUGUCGUGGAGUAGCGGUAACAACAGUUUCGUUGUCUGGAAAGUGCCGGAGUUUGCAAGGGACCUUUUGCCUAAAUAUUUUAAGCACAAUAAUUUCUCCAGCUUUGUCCGACAGCUUAAUACUUAUGGUUUUAGGAAAGUUGACCCUGACCGCUGGGAAUUUGCUAAUGAGGGAUUCCUAAGAGGUCAGAAACAUCUCUUGAAAACUAUCAGCAGGCGGAAACCUGCUAAUGUCCACAGUAAUCAACAACCCCAAGUUCAGAGCUCAUCUAUUGGAGCUUGCAUUGAGGUAGGGAAGUUUGGACUCGAAGAGGAGGUUGAAUGGCUUAAGAGGGACAAGAAUGUUCUCAUGCAGGAACUUGUUAGGUUGAGGCAGCAGCAGCAAGCCACAGAUAACCAGUUGCAAGCUGUUGGCCAGCGUGUACAGGUGAUGGAGCAGAGACAGCAGCAAAUGAUGUCCUUCCUUGCUAAGGCCAUGCAAAAUCCAGGUUUCUUAAGCCAGCUUGUACAGCAGCAAAAUGAAAGCAACAGGCGCCUUACUGGAACAAACAAGAAGAGGAGACUCCCCAGGCAGGAUGAAGAAAAUUUAACUGGUGAAAACAGUGCCAUAUCUCCUAAUGGACAGAUCGUAAAGUUCCAGCCUUCACUGAAUGAGGCAGCAAAGGCAAUGCUGCACCAGAUUUUGAAGAUGAACACAUCACCUAGGCUGGAACCUUUGAUAAAUAACCCUGGUGCUUUCAUGAUUGAUGAUGUUCCUCCUUCCAAUGCAUUAGACAGCAGGAGCUCCUACAGUCAGAUUUCUGGAGUGACACCUUCUGAAGUCUCACCAGCUUCUGGGCAGUCUUAUGUGCAAGCAGAACCAGGUUUUCCUGACACUUGUCCAUCAACUGCUGCUCAUUUAACAGCUGAGCAUUCUAAAGUGGAUCAAAUUUCUGGGAAUGUUCAUAAAUCAGAGAAACAUGCAGUUUUUACGAAUGUUCCUCAAAUGCAAGGAAUUGUGCCUGAUAAUACUAUUAGAUUUGCUGAUAGAAGUUUGGCAGGGUCUGAGAGAGGGAAUGUAGAGUACACUGAUCCAAUGUCAGCUUUUUUGGAUGGUGCAAUGCCUGUAGAAACUGAUAUCUUUUCUGCUGAUCAUGAUAUGAACAUCUUGCUGGAUGGAAACCCCAAGCUUCCAGCAAUUAAUGAUGUUUUCUGGGAACAGUUUCUUAGAACAAGCCCACUUACUGAAGACACAGAUGAAAUUAACUUGAGUUCACUGGAAAAUGGUGCAAAUGGGGAACAGGGAGCACUGUUAGAGCAAGAGAGUGGAUGGGAUAGGAUUCCGCAUAUGAAUCAUCUUACUGAGCAAAUGGGCCUUCUUACAUCAGAUAUCAGGACGGGUUGAUGUCCCACAAAUUGUAUAUAUGUGUUUCUCGCUGCAAUGAGAGGUUGAUGAUAUGUGAUGCUGGCAAGAAAAAGCUUUGGUUCAAAGAGAAACUUGUGUUGUUAAGAGUUAUUCGCGUGUUAUAUGUAGUAAUAACAUAAUUUGCGUUCGAAAUGGUUAUCCAAAGAAAUAUUAAUAAGAAUUAUGUUAUGUUUUCUCCCUGUUUUAGUCAUAGAUGAAUAUCAGGAACAAGAUACAGGCUUCAAAUAUGAUGCAGAAAAAUACCCUUUUCGUUAUUGCCCUUUCUUCCCUCUUAUACUUACAAAUGUUCGAUUAGAAUGCUGAAAGCUCUAAAUUCAGAUGAGAUAUCUCCUUGUGCUUGAAGCAUGGAAUAACUUAUAAGCCACUCUGUAUCAUGAAAGUAAGGUAUAAAUGACCAUUGCUCGAGACCUUAUGAAGUUGAAACCCCCUCCCUCCCUUGAUCAUAAAAUGAAGGGUUUGA